Messenger RNA from Scylla paramamosain (green mud crab), 1940 nucleotides. RefSeq lists its product as uncharacterized. Bases 120 to 491 code for a protein of 123 amino acids. The record is from RefSeq and is a predicted model, not a curated record. The transcript is spliced from 6 exons. Lineage: Eukaryota; Metazoa; Arthropoda; Malacostraca; Decapoda; Portunidae.
GUACUUUUGCAGAGACUAGUCAUCCCUACUGCAUUGUGCGGGUGUCAGGGAGCAAUGAGACCUUCAAGACACGGGUACUGACUGACACACUGGCUCCAGUGUGGGAGUCACAGUUCUCCAUGUGGAUCCCAGCACGGCAGGACGCCAAGAUUGCAGUGGAAGUGUGGCAUGACCCGCAGGAAGGAGAGGUGGAGCACUUCAGUGUGAGGGACAUCAGGGAGCUGAGUUGCCUGGUCCGUGGUGCAACUUCCAAAGAGAUGAGGAACUUGCUGGGAUCUGUAAUUUUGCCCCUCGCUGAUAUGAAGGAGCAGAGCACUGAGGGCUGGUAUCAUCUUAGCAAGAGUCGAGAAGAGGAUUGCAAUCAAAUGUCAUCCAGGAAAAGCUUCAAGGCAAACAAGAAGAGAGGGAGUGUGCGCUUAACCCUAAGAGUGGCAAGUGUAGCACAGUUGAAUUUGAUUGGUUCCCAUUGGUUUGAAAACUUCCUGAGCUGAGUGAUCCAGCACUGCCUUGGCUAUCUCAGCACCUUCAGCAACUUUCGGCGAGGAAGAACCAGGACUGAGCGGACCUUUUGCAGCCUCAGAAGUACUAGUAAAAGUACAAAAAACAAUAGUAAUGUUCUUAAAAGCAACAGGAGCUGCAUUGUCAGCAACAACUCUGUCAGUGAUGGGAGUAAUAUUAACAGUGAGGGAAUGGUGAGCUUCUCUCCUCCUUGGAAAGGCACCCUGAGUAGCACUAAGGUCUGUCUUCUGGAGCACUAUGCCAUUACACUCAACCUGACUCUUCCCAUCAUUGCCUUCUCCUGGUGGAAGGUGUGCUCUAGAUUGGUUGCUGUUGAGCAAGCCUUCCUUGGCUCCCUCUUGAAGACCUUGCAAGGUUACCUCAGUGAAGGACGGUACUCACAGGCUGAAACUGAGGUUCAUUAGUACAUGCAUUUCAAAUGUGUAGAUUAGCAUCAUUUUUUAUUUUGCAAGUACAAUAAAAUAAUUUGGUGUAGAAAUUCAUCAGUGGCAGUAUUUACAGAGAGGGAAAUCUUAGUGGGAAUGUUUGCUUGUGACGGUGAUUUAUUAUUCUUGUGGCAUCUCAUAUACAUUCAAGAUGUCUGUCUUGCAUUGAGAAGGUGAUGUUGAAUGCUUAUAAUCGUGACCUGAGCUUUGUUUAUACUCAUGACUAUAAUGUUUUCAGUGUUUGCUUUGAUUCAUAGUACAGUACAAUACUCAAGCUCAGUAAAAUUAUGCAUCCAUUUCUCACUGAGAAUAUUAAUUUUGUUAGGGAGCUGGGUAAAGCACCUUAUGAGGAGAAACCUUAAUUUUAUUGUUGAUUUUGCUGAGGUAAAGUUUCUUCACUUUGAAUAAUGGAUGAGAUCACAAGGCACUGAUAUUUAUAUAUUACACUUGUAGGUGGGGUUGACAGUUUAAAGAAGGGGGAUAUUUACCUUACUUAACCUAAUGAAUAACACCUGCCAAAACAAUAAUUACUCCCAUUGAGGUCUAAAGCACUGUUCAGGGGGUGCUGUGAACUUAUCAUUAAACCCAGCUGUGACCUCACUGAAUGUUUCCCUUUGUGUCUCACAACACAAGGGGGCAGUCACAGCCUGCCCUCUAAAGACAACUCUCUUCCUCCACACAAAACUACAAGCACCUAAUAACACACACACCCUUCACUCAAAAAUUUUAAAAUCAUCAUGGCGACUCCUACAUCAGCCUCGGAGUCUCCAUCUGGGGAGGGGACCAUAAAUGUCCCCAGGUCGGACUGCCUUUCUGUCGACGACCCUAAGUGUCUUGACACCCCCCUCAACUUUUUCUUCAUUAACUUCUGCAACAUUCGCAGUCUAAGAUCUAAUUUUCAAUCUGUAGAACACCACCUCUCCUCUUCUAAACCUCAUCUUCUUUUCCUCACUGAAACUCAGGUGUCUGAGGCAACUGACAGUAGCUCCUUUUCUG